Lathyrus oleraceus (garden pea) is the source of this 2809-nucleotide messenger RNA. RefSeq names its product putative pumilio homolog 8, chloroplastic. The transcript is spliced from 5 exons. Lineage: Eukaryota; Viridiplantae; Streptophyta; Magnoliopsida; Fabales; Fabaceae. The record is from RefSeq and is a predicted model, not a curated record. Gene Ontology annotation, cellular component: cytoplasm. Gene Ontology annotation, biological process: post-transcriptional regulation of gene expression. Gene Ontology annotation, molecular function: mRNA binding. The coding region runs from base 280 to 2319 and encodes 679 amino acids.
AAAUAGCUGCUAUUUUCUCGGACGAAACCCUGACAAUUUCGUACUCAUCACCACACCAUAACCAAAAACCCUCACUCAAAUACACACUCACCAACACUUUCUUUUUCCAUCUCUCACCAAAUAAACGAUUUUUCAUCAUCACACUCAAAUCAAAUACUGCGCUACACAACACUACCCUCUUCUAACCGACCACUACCACUCCACUCUUUCUGUUCUAUUCUCUCUCUUAUUUGUUACUAUUUUUUUUUCUUUCUCUCAAUCACCUCUUUGGAAUCAUCAAUGAACAAUACAACUGAUCAAUGGUUCAUGAUGAAAAACAACAACUCUGAUCCUCCUAUUACCACUGUUCCAUUGCUCCAACAACACCAACAACAUCAAUCUUCUCGAAUGUCUAUUAUGCAUCCAUCUUCUUCUCCUUCAAAUGGGUUUACUUCAUGGGGUAAUGAGGUCAUCAACAACAAUAACAACAACACCUGGACUAUGAAUCAUCAUCGUGAUCAUGAAUAUGAUCAUGAUUAUCAUCGUUUGUCUCUUAAUCUUUCUGCUAUCACCCUUUCCGAUGAAGAUCAUCAUCAACAAUCUAACAACAACAUCACCAUCAACAGCAAUGUUGCAAGAAUCCGAGGUAGUAAUAUUGUUGACGCAAACUCAAACAUCAACAUUCCUGGUUUUUGGGAAACUCAUGCAUACAACAACAACAACAUUGUUGAAGAUGAAACAGUGACAGCAACACACCCAACAAACAACAACCCACGUUAUCAAAACAUGGCUAGUCCAAAAUCACUUUUUGGGAUUUCAUCACCUUCACAAGGUUUACUCUCUGAUAUCAAAUGGGGUAUGCAAAAAGGUAACACCUUUGCUGGAGUAUCUCAAAUGGGUUCUUCUAUUGAUCUUGGAAAUGGAAUCGGAAACACUGUUUCUUAUGGCCAUUGCUAUGGACAGGGUAGAGGUAGGGUUGUUCCCGUUCAGCUGCAAAACUCAUCUUAUAACAACUCUUAUGAACAACAACAGCGCCUUGUGUAUCCUUCACCAACAAGGUCUUCUUUUGCAACGGAAAAUAAUUUUCCUACAAAUCCUAUCAUGUACAACAACGCUCCUGCAUCACCACUAUAUUAUCAUCAGCUUCCUCAAUCUCUUUAUCCUACUACACCUAUUGAGGAACCACUGGCUUUUAAAUGUGAUAAUAGUUUCAUUCUUCAAGAGAAUGACAUGAAAAGAGACCGGAAUCCAUUCUUGGGUGGUGCUACUGCUGCUUCUAAGUAUUCAUACUCACAAGGGGGUUUGGGAGUGAUUCCUCAAAUUUCUCAUCACUUUCCUGUUAGAACUGGGUUCGUAACUGAUGAUGAUGUGCAACGACAUCAUACUCUACAGAGCUACAUGAUUCAUACGGCAAAGGAUCAGAAUGGUGGUCGUCAACUGCAGAAGCUGGUUGAGGAAGGGUCGGUUGACGAUAAGGAAAUUGUGUUUAAUAAUGUUAUUGAUAACAUUGUUGACCUUAUGAUGGAUCCUUUUGGGAACUAUCUUGUUCAGAAGUUGCUGGAGUUUUGUAGGGAAGAUCAAAGGUUGCAGAUUGUUCAUAUGCUGACUAAGGAUCCUGGUCAGCUAGUCAGAACAUCCUUAAACACACAUGGGACAAGAGUGGUUCAGGUGCUGAUUUCUACUAUCAAAUCAAGGAGGCAAAUUGCAUUGGUGAGGGCAGCAAUUCAACCUGCUUUUCUUGAGCUGGUUAAGGAUCUGAAUGGAAAUCAUGUUAUACAACGUUGUUUGACAUGCUUUAGUGUUCAAGAUAAUGAGUUUAUCUUUGAUGCUGCAACAAAAUUCUGUCUUGAUGUUGCUACUCAUCAACAUGGCUGCUGUGUGCUUCAACGGUGCAUUGAUUAUUCAAAGGGAAAGAGUCAAGAAAGACUUGUCAAGGAAAUCUGCAAACAUGGCUUGGAUCUGGCUCAAGACCCAUAUGGAAACUAUGUUGUUCAGUACAUUAUCCAGAUGCAGAUUCCAAGUGCUAUAGCCAAGUUUACUGCUCAAUUCAGAGGACACUAUGCAGUCCUCUCUGCUCAAAAAUUCAGCAGCCAUGUAGUUGAAAAGUGCCUCAAAUAUAUUCCAGAGACUAGAGCAAGGAUUGUCCAAGAAUUGUUGUCUAUUACUCGCUUCGAGACUCUGCUUCAAGACCCGUUUGGAAACUAUGUCCUUCAGUGCGCCCUUGACAAUACCAAGGGCUCCUUGUUUAUAUCUUUGGUUGAUGCAGUCAAAGCGCACAAAAACUUGCGCACCAGCCCGUAUUGCAAGAGGACCUUCUCAAAAAUCCAGAUGAAGAAGUGAUGUCAGUACUCAAGACAUGUUUUGUUGUUGUUGUUUCUUAUCAGUUUUCUCCUAGUCGCAUCCAAUUAGUUUUCUAUGUGUAACUUAGCUAGUGAAUCUAGCGGAACAAAAAAAACUUACCUAUUAGCCUACUACUACUAGUAUUUGUUGUUGUGUAUGUGUCUUUAGACUCCGAGCUUCCAAUAACGGGAGAACAUUGUGGUGUUCAUCAGGAACUUGCCUCUCAUUUUUCCGUUGGAGCCGGAGUCUGAAAGAAUGUGCUUAGUUUUUUCUAGUGCUUAUUAUGGUUAUGUAAUAUUGAGCUGUUACCCUGUGGAUGUGUUAUGUGUGUGAUGCAUCCAUGAUGGUAUUGUUAUGAAGUAUUGUUAUGAAGCUUUGUAGAGUGUGUACAUUUUCCUGGAUGUUGCUUUAGGAAAAAACAGUUUGUUCCAAGACUGGGGAUAAUGUACUUUUUGAAUUCUAGUUAAUAAAAUUAGGAGAUUUUAUGACU